Struthio camelus australis is the source of this 1435-nucleotide messenger RNA. NCBI's taxonomy places the organism in Eukaryota, Metazoa, Chordata, Aves, Struthioniformes, Struthionidae. The record is from RefSeq and is a predicted model, not a curated record.
AUGGCGCAGAAGGCUGACACAGAAGACGACUACGUUAAAGUUAAAAGGAGGGAUUUGGAAAGGCUGACAACGGAGGUUAUGCAACUGCGGGAUUUCUUACCCAAAAUAUUGAACUGGGAUAUCUUGGGGACGUUCCAGAAACUGGAUGCUGUUGAAUCAAACAUGGAGAAAAAGGAGGAGGAAAUAGAGCAGCUGAAAAUGGAUUGUGAACACUUCAGAGCCCGCCUGGAAACAGCCCAGGCAGAUUGCAUGAGAGAGAAAAAGGAGAAGCUGGACCUCCGGCAGCACCUGAACGAGGCCAAGCAGCAGCUCCUGCAGCAGGCAGAAUAUUGUACAGAAAUGGGUGCAGCAGUAUGCACCUUGCUGUGGGGCGUAUCUAGCAAUGAGGAAGCAGUUAGAAACAUUCUAGGAGGAAGUAAAGCAGUAAAGUUUUUUACAAUCACUGCACAGACUAUGGAGAGCUUUGUGAAGUCAUUAAAUGAAGACGUGAAGCAGCAGGAUUUGGAUUCUGAUGAAAAUCAGUUUGUAUUAGCUUUGGCAGGGAUUGUAACAAAUGUGGCUGCGUUGGCAUGUGGCCGUGAAUUCUUGGUUAGUUCAAGUCGGGAGUUACUGGACACAAUGAUGCAGCUCCUAGGAGACAUGAAGCCGGGACUCUGUACUAAAUUUAAAGUGCUAAUGCUGAUGUCACUUUACAAUGUGAGCAUCAACUUGAAAGGCUUGAAGUACAUCAGUGAAAGUCCGGGUUUUAUUCCUUUGCUUUGGUGGCUAUUGAAUGACCCUGAUACAGAAGUUUGUCUUCACGUUCUGCGGCUCCUCCAAUCUGUGAUUUUGGAGCCAGAAGUAUUAGCCAAGUCAGCCUCUGAGAUGCGUGAUACUUUACCAUUUCAGCGUAUCAUCGCACUGUCAAAGAGCCGCAAUGCAGAUCUGCAAGCACUUGCAAAAGAACUACUUGAAGAUCUUAAAAUACUUGAGUAUGAAGCAUAGAAGAGCUCUGUGACACCAACUGCGUAUGUUUUUCCUAUAUUUUUGUGCUGCAAGGGUUGUUAGAGAUGGUCUUGACUGAAAAGCCUUUGCCUAACUCGCUCUGCCUAAGUUCCUUUCUGAAACUAGGCAACCCAACUAAAAUAAUAUUUGGUAAAUAUGCUGGGUUUUAAAUGCCCAAAUAUAAUCUUAGGUGCUCUAGUAGACAUGGAAAAGGCUUAAUUUUCUUGAGUAGGAUUUUGUUGAUAACGGGUUCCCAAAGUAAUCCAGGUUAUGUUGCCUCUUUACCAUAUAUAUAGGGAGUAGAGUAGUCAUUUCAUCCACUGAUACUGUGUGGUUUAUUGCAAUGGUAAAUAAUCCUUUUGAGCCAUCCUUAAGAAUUACUGUGCUGAAGGAAAACGUUUGUUGCUUUUCGUAAUUUUUGUGUCAGAAUGCCACCCAAGUUUCAGUUUUA